Trichomycterus rosablanca is the source of this 14499-nucleotide messenger RNA. RefSeq names its product ATP-binding cassette, sub-family A (ABC1), member 12 (gene abca12). Gene Ontology annotation, cellular component: intracellular membrane-bounded organelle; membrane. The coding region runs from base 1 to 13947 and encodes 4648 amino acids. Gene Ontology annotation, biological process: lipid transport; transmembrane transport. Gene Ontology annotation, molecular function: ABC-type transporter activity; lipid carrier activity; ATP hydrolysis activity. NCBI's taxonomy places the organism in Eukaryota, Metazoa, Chordata, Actinopteri, Siluriformes, Trichomycteridae. The transcript is spliced from 69 exons. The record is from RefSeq and is a predicted model, not a curated record.
AUGGCCGGAUUCUUUAAGCAGUUACGACUUCUUCUUUGGAAAAAUGCCCUGAGCGUGAUCAGGCAGCCGGGCUGGUCUCUGGUCCUCUUAAUCUGGCCGGUGGUGAUUUUUAUCAUCCUGGCCGUCACUCGCUCACAAUUUCCACCCAAACUCAAAUACACGUGCUAUGUGGGACCGCGGAACCUUCCGAGCGCAGGUUUCUUCCCGUUCCUGCAGACGCUCAUGUGCAAAACGGACAGCACCUGCUACAACAAGUCCUUCCUUGCCAGCUCCAGACAAUAUUCCAGAGCUUAUAACACGUGGAGGAUCCCACGAUCACUCCGGGACACCGAAUCCCAGAGCCCAUCAUGGUCGUUUCAUGGUUUACCCCCUCUAGAGGAGCUGCGGGCGGCCGGCCUAGUGCACGAGGUUUCAAAACGAGACACGUCCAACCAGUCACAGAUCCUGCAGCAAUGGGAUAAAGUGCUCAAUUCCAGCGUUCAGGUCUCAUCGAACAUCUCCUCCUCCAUCAUGAACGCUUUCAACGAGACCAUACAGGCCGAUCAGGACACGUUGAGCUCCAUCCUGGACUCUGCCAGUACCCUGAAAGAGGCCGUUUGUGGUCUGUCCAUGUCGGCCAUCAACAUGUCAGGACUGCAGGGAUCUGAAAGAAUAACCUCGGGUCUGACCCGGUUCUGCACUUCUAACGACCCGGCGCUGGAAAUUUCCCUGUCGACACUUAAUCAGAUGAUGGUUCAGGUGCUGCUUCAGGAUCCCCAGAAAGCCAUCGAGAAGUUGGAAAUGGCUGUGGGAACCAUAAUCCAGCUCCAGAAGCAGACGUCGCUCUGGGACUUCCUCCUGGGUCUGCCAGACAUCUUCCUGAAGUCCACGGAGCAGGAGAGGGCCAUGGCUGUCGCUAAUGAAAUAAUGAGGCUGAAAGGGACCCUGAUCUCUAUUCAGAGCAGCUUUAAAGAAGCGAACGUCUCUCUGGACUCGGUGAACCCGUUUAUCAACAAGAGCAUCAGUGUCCUUAACUACGCUGGUAAAUGGAAGGGAAAAAAUGUGAACAUCUCACUGUACGAUGUUCUGAAUCCACCCAAUGGGUCUGAGAUCAGCCUGGAAAUGAUGUCAAUGCUUCAGAAAAUUUAUAUUCCUCUGGAUAAGGUGUUUGUUCUGGAGAGCAGAGAAGAAUUCUCUACAUUCAUGUGCACCAACAACUCUUACUGCGACGGCGUCCAAAUCGACACGAUAUACGGCUGGAUAAGUCAGGAGAAGAUCGCUGAGCAGGUUCUCUCAGCCUGGAGUAAAUCCGCCUCCACCACAGAUCUCGCCUUCGUUAAAAGCAUGCUGGGUAAUAUCCUGGGCAAUUUUUCAGACGUCAUACCCAAUACCCUCUUCAGCAGCAUCGCCACCCAGGCACAGACGCUUCCGGAACAACUACUCCUGGGUAUCGGCAGUGGCAUGAUGGGCGUGAUGGCUGGACUCUCCGGUCAGGGUUACGUUGAUGUUUACCUGAAACAAGCUUAUGCCUUCAUGCAGACUGCCACCACUGCCAUGGAGGCUCAGCUGGCGUUUAUUAAACCUUUACUGCAGGAUGCUGAGACUCUCAUGGCGUCUUUAACACAGAAUAAAACAGCAGCAUCUAUUAACAACCAGCUGAUGGAUGUAGUUCAGGAAAUGGAGAUGAAGGUGAAUAAACUAUCCAGCGUGACUGAGGGAUCUUCGGGGAACACAGUUACUCUGUCCAUGAUGCUGCCCGAGUGGAACAGGUUAAUGACCACCGCGCAGCAGUACAGCUCCGUAAUCCAGCAGUUCGUGGGUAAGCUGCUCAACGGCGCCCCCACAGGACAGAACAACAGCAGCGCGGCCAACGGCACAGUGGACUGGUCCAAGAUCCUUCUCACCAGGGGUUUGGAGGAGUUAGCAGUGCUGGGGUCGCCGCUCCAGAACAGCAGUGAUUGGUCGGCCAUGGAGCAGUACCUCCAAAGGGCUUACUGGAUCAUGACCUUCACACCAGAUUCCAGUUCAGCACCAAACUGCACUUUCAGAACAAACGGGACUGAUUGCGAGAUGAUGGCAUUUUCAUGGGAGAAGUUCAUCUCGGUGCUCGGAUCUCUGAUCCGGGACGUCAACCAGGAUCCAGCUGCUGUGCUCAGACCCAUCCAGGGAGUGGAAGCUCUGACAGAAAACACCAUCAUGAUGUUGCUCCAGGACGUCCUACGUGGCCCAAUGCAGGCUUUUCCCGGCGGAAGACCACAAGACCUCAUGUCAGGCCUGACCGAUCUGAUCAACCAGAACAUUCAGCUUCUCCUGUCCAACGCGACCACGCCCGAUCUGAAGGAGGACGCCCUGCUGGCCAUGCUGAACAACACCCUGGAAGCCUUUGGCCUGGAGAAGCUGAGAGAACUGUGGUCAGAGAGUAAGAACGGCGUUGACCUGAACUCUCUGGUCAUGAGCAUCCUUCAGUCCGCUCAGCUGCCCGGCAACGAGGGGUAUUUCGGGGUCCUGGAUCUGGUCCUGAGGGGACUCGGGGAGGCCUUGUUACCUGAGCAGCAGAACCAAAUCGCGGGGAUUCUGAACGGCACACACGGCCUGCUGGGAGACCUGGAACGUUGUGGUGUGGACUGCCUGUCUGAACUUCCUCAGGUCCUCCAGACUCUGUCUUCGCUCAACCAAAUGAUCACCCAGAAAGCAAAGUUCAACGUCACACUACCGCUGUUCAAGAGCAAUCUGACGUUAUCCAUGGUUGGCCAUCUUCUUUCCAUUCUGCAACCGUGGAACGUGUCCGGAUCUCCUGCGUUUACCAAUGACGUCAACACGGCCUUGGGUCAUCUCCAGAAACUGUCAUCUUUACCCAGCGUCAGCAACAUGACCUUUAUUCAGGCGCUCAAAGCCUUGAAUAUGACCCUCGCUGACUUGAAGCCGCUCGCACAACUGUCCAAUAAUUCCGCCCUGUCUUCGCUUGUGUCAAACAUCAAGGAGAUCAUGAACAUCUCAGACUGUCUGAACCCAACAUCUCCCCAAGAACCCAUCGACUGCACCACGAAGCUCGUAGACGCGGCGAUCGGCUUCCUCAAGCUCGUGCCCAUGCCUCAAGGUUUCCAGAUAGACCUGCCGUCCGUCCUCAGCCUGGCGCAUGAGCAAGCCAUGCAGUACGUGAACAUGUCGAGUCUCGGGUCCAAACCCUUGAAACUCACGUACGAGGUCAUAGAAAGCACUCUGUCCAACAUCAGACAGAACCUCCAGAGUUUGGGCGUGAAGAACGUGACCUCGAUCAAAUCUGAGCUCGACGUGCUGGAAGGACUUCUGAAGCUGGCGUUCGACAAGGACUACCGGUACCCGUACUACCUGCUCAAUUCUACGCUCAUGAUGGAGCAGACGUAUGCGCAGAAGAUGUACGGUGAGAUCGCCAGCUGGUACCUUCAAAAACUGGAGAACGCUACUAACUCCAGCAUGUUCGCCGAGUUCCUCAAGCCGUUCAUUCGCACGGUGGAAAUGAUGGUCUCGACGAACGCGGCAGAGUCCAAUUUCUUCUCAAUGGCGGCCAACCAGAUCAAGAGUCUGAUCGGCAACGUUCAACCUCCUCUAGAUGGUGCAGAUCUGACUCGGAUCAGCGAUGCAGUAAUGACCCUAGUGCAGGGGGAACUGAACAUGAUGAAGAUGAGCCUUGAGAUUCAACAGGAUUAUUACAACUCCAUGGGUCUACAAGCGAACCUAACCAUCCCCACGCAGAUCGAAGGUCCGGUCACGGACUACCUCAAGUUCGCCGAAAGUUGGAUCACCAAUCCACAGCUCAAGCUCGCCCUUGGUGACGUCCUCCAAUGGAACAAUACCAACGUCACCACCGCAGGUAUGGACCUGGAGCAGCUGAUCCAGGCUGCAGCUCCUCUGCUUUCUCCCGAGGAACGUGAGUACAUCAAAAAGCUCGAGCAAGUCUCCCAGGCUCUGAACCACGCCCUGCAACUGGGCGGUACCCAGGACGGUCUACGGAGUGAGAACUUUACCCAAGCCGUCAUGGAUGCAGCCAGACUGGCGUUGGAGAAUUUCCUGAACGGUUCAGUGAUCUAUCCAACAUCUGCACCCGACCAAGCCGCAGAGGCUCUUCAGAUCUCACUGGAGCUCAUCCUGAACCAGAAUUUAAGCUACGCCCAAUCUCAGGGGCUCCUGAAACAAGCUGCACAGAGGAUGGAAGACUUCAUCCGUGCUCUGUCUCCAGAGACCGCCAAAAUGUUGACGCCCGGCAUCCAAAGCAUCGCAACUUACAUCAACAGCAUCUCACAACCUGGAGGAACAGACAACUGGAAUAAAGUUGUUGUGAGUUUGAUGGAAGGAGUUCAGGACUCACUGCCGUUUAACAGCUCAGCCCGGGAUUACGUCUCCGUCUUCCUGGAUCUCGCAAACUCCGUUCUGCGGUCCAACCAAGGUAACGUGAGUUUGUGGACUGAUCUGGUCGGAUUGAAUCCCAGGAACUUCGGCAAUGUGGCCCAGCAGCUCGGUAAAAUCAUGGACACCGUGCUACCGCUGCUCACUGAUAAUCAGGAAAUGGGUAUGACACUCAAUUCUGCACAAGCCGUAGCAAAAUCUGUCCCAGUACUUAUGGAGAUUUUCUCUGGAAGAGGCAACCAGACCACAUUUCAAGGGUUGGAGAACGUGGUGACCGGCGCCCUGUCGGGUCUGGCAUCGACACCCGUGUGGGGCACUCUGCCGUCUACACUGGGCAUGUUGAAUAACAUCACUGCUGGCAUGAUUCCGAGUGUGCGGGCUGAAACUGAUCUGAUCAACAGUCUCUCGGGGGUUCUGACGGAUAUUUUCUCUGCGGUGAACUCCAGCGACGUGCCGCUCGUCCUCCACGCCCUGCCACAGGCGCUCCGGGCCACCAUAGGGGCCGCCCUACAGUCCCCCAUGAAGGGUCAGACGGUCAACUGCAGCGAGGUCCAGAAAAUCUGGGAUCAGGUCGGCCAGGCAGCGAAGCUUAACAUCACCGUCUUCCACGACUGGUGUAACACUGACCCCACAUCGCUCACCAAUUCCUACCAAACAUCUGCACAUCUACCGACACCCCAGAAUAUGACGGGUUUGGACCCUCGGUGGCUAAACAGCAGCGUUGCAGAGAUCGUGGGCUCCCUGGAGACUCUUUACUCCGCCACGUUUAACGAUUAUCUGAGUGUGCAGCGUCUGUCCCAAAACAUAAUGGAGCGGGUCUCCAUGAUGUCCAACCUGUCCAGUGCAGACCAGGCCGAAUGGAACAACAUACUUAUCCAACUGCAAAGUCUAUCGUUUGUUCACACGGCGCUGGAGAACGUUGCCCAGGAACAAUCAUUAAGACCUUACGCCCUGGCACUGGAUGACGUCCUGCAGUACAGCCUGCAGUACCAGAACGCACCAGCAAGCCCUGAGAUGGUGGUUCAGGCUCUGGACGUCGCCCUGACCGCCAUGAACAUCAGCAGAGAGCAAAUCAAUCGUUUUCUGUCCAGCGCUAUAUUCACCAGGCCCGACGUCUUCUCCAUGGACGUGCUCAUAAAGGAGGCGAUCGGAAAGGUCAUCGAGAUGAAGCUGCUGGGAGAUUGGCCUGCCGUCUACAAACUUAUGGAUCAGGUGCUCUACGUGGAUAAUUCAAGCCGCAUCCUGGAGGCAGCCAACGAACUGGUCAACUGGUACAACGUUACUCAGGACUCUGGGAUGAAUCUCGCCACCGGGACGCUCUCCAGGCUGUACGGCAUGGUGACGUCAGUACUUCCAUCCGCCAGCCAGUUGGGAUGCCCCGUGCCAUGCAACUCUAACCUCAUCACCAGCCUCGCAAGCAACGCUUUGUCCCUGAUGAAGCUUCUCGGCAACACCACGAGCGUCUUCACACCCUUCCAAGAUUACCUCAGGCCAAUCCAAGCCCAGCUCGACAUGGGACAAAAUCUGAACGAUCUCCUGUCAGCGACCAAAAGCGCCAGAGCGGCACAAAACUCGACGAGAGAGCCAAUCGACGACCUUCUCGACCUCUUUGGCGGAAACUAUCAGGACGUGUUUCAGGCUCUGUCCGGUCCUCUGAGCUCAGAAGAAACCCUGGAGACCAUGCACGUGUUCUUUUCAAAUCCAGACCUCGGGAUCUUCCUGAAAGGCUGGACCAGGGAUAUGACGAAGAACUCGGGCGCAGACGGGACCAUCGGCGAGACUCUCGCUAUGCUGUCCGCCUUGACUCUUCGGAACAACGCCAAUGGUUCCAUGUCUAACAACGACUUUGCGUCCUAUCUGCGUCCGUUUGCGUCGGCCCUGCCUCCUCAGGAAGCGGAAUAUCUCAACAUCUCGGCACAGAUGAUGUCAGCGUUUGCUUCGCUCGCGUCAAAUCCGACGGACGUGAAGAGCGUGAAGAUGUCAGCUCAAGAGAUCGCCAGUUCUCUGAGUCGUAGCCUCGUUGUCUCGAAUGCGCCACCACUUCCGAACGGGCAGUCCCUGGAGGACAUCGCGUACCCUCUCAUCCUGAGCAGUGCCUUCACUUCUGAGGUCCUGUUCAACCUCUCUGCCAGCAACUACACCCUUGGUGGCGGUUUGGACCCAGACGCGGUGUUGACCCAGGCGUUCAAGCAAUAUGCCCCGAUGUUCCCGGCGGGCGCUGAAGGACUUCUCCAUCCUCUCCGGUCUGCGCUCGCUUUUGCGCUUUCGAAUAUGUCGAAUACUGCCGAAAUCAGGCCGGCCUUCUUCCAGAUCUCCCAAAACGUCACCAUGUCCAUGUUAAAGUACCUCAACCUGACCGGAGAACCUGCACCCAUGGGAAUGGGAAUGUCCUCCAAAAACCUAACCGACAUGCUCUUCACUGCUUCAAAUCAGGUCUCCAGGAGUCUCUAUGAGGGCCUGACGAUGGAUCCGUCCUCCAUCCAGGUCCCGUUUGUGCUCAGCUCCCUGGAAAAGGUCAUGUCCUCCCUGAGUGCUGUAUUACCUCCAGAUGCCCAGCGAUACUCCAACGCCUCGUUUGACCUUCUGCAGUUGCUGGUGCUCCCUCUGAACCAAACCAACAACACCAAUAUGAGCAGUGGGAUCAGUCAGCUUUCCAGUUCUGUCCAGAACCUCUUGAACAUGAUUCCUGGUGGAAACAUGAGUUCUGCAGGUGGCGUCGUGAGCGACCUGGAACAGAGUCUGAAGAGACUCCUGGUACUUUCUUCAGGUGGAGCUUCACUGGCACAGGGCACUGACAUGACUCAGGAGAUCCUGCAGACCAUCGAGGACCUCCUCAAACUGGCUAACAGCAGCUCGGAGCUGGACCUGGCGAGGCAGAUCCUGGGGGCUGCUGAGAUGAACGUCAAGCCUCUGCUGACGACGAACGAGAGCAACUGGGUUCAACACUUGCCGCUCAUGCUGACGUACAUGGCGGGAAACCUUCCAGCGGAUCUCCAGUUUGGUUCCUUCAAUUCUUCAAUGAUUGCAAGAAUUGCCAAUGAAACUCAAGAAAAGCCCAACAUCCUGAUGGAUCUGGCGGACACGACCUUCAAACUCCUCUCAACCAACUGGAGCAGCAACAGUUUCGGGGGUCUGCUGCAGAAAAUGCAGACGCAGGUGUGCAGUUUGGAGAACAUGACGUCAGUGCAGCACUUCACUCAGGCUCUUUCCAUCAGUCCGGGUCUGCUGUGUAACACGGCGCUGCCCACCAUCCAGGCUCUCCGUACCAUCGCUGUCAACCUGGGCAACGACAGCGCCAGGCUGACUGACCUGCUCUACCAGGAACUGGUCGGAGACCCCAACACCUACGACCUCCAAGUGGACUGGACCUCCGUCAUCUCGAGCAUCCUGGGUGUGAACAUCAGCGCUCUGACCAAGAUGGACGACAACUUCAGCGCUCCAGGUAAGAUCCUGUUAUCAGCACCGGCACAGGAAGUCCUGAUCAGUCCAGGUGAAAUAAAGAUCUCAGAACUGCUGAAGGACAAAAAGCUGUUCAUGGCCGACGUCACCAAGUACACCAGCUUUCCUCCCGCCGUUCUAGCCGCCAUGCUGGAGAUGCCUCUGCCCAACAGCAACCUGCAGCUCUUGUCCAUGCUGACGAGUCUGCACUACUGCGAUAAUCCGUCCACCCUGCAGCUGGACCAGCUCAAAAUGACCAUCUUCAAGUCCCUGUGCUCGCUGUCCCCACAGGAGUGGUACAACCUGGCUCUGGUACUGGCCCGGCACGCUAACAUGCAGAGCGUGAUGUACAAGAUGUUCCUGUCCAGUGAGAUCCAGAGCCUGGUCCAGGUCCUCAUACAGGUGGUGAAGUUCUUCAUGGAUAUCAUGAAGAAGCUGGCGCCGGCUCUGGACCGGCUGGAGGGGUACCUGACCAAGUUCGGAGACCUGAAGCUGAUGUCCAACCCAGAAUUCAGAAGCCUGGUGAGAGGAAAACGCUCCACCAUGUCCAGCAGAGCCACCUUCGUCACCAUCUCUCGCGCCCUCUGCAGGAACGGCAUGCUGACGCUCUUCGGCAUCUCCAAACUUCCCGACAUGGCUCAGUCCAGCCCGUCCGUACAGGAACAGCAGAAAGUGGAGGAGCUCAUGACCAAGUUCAAGAUCCCUCGAGAUGCCACUCCGUUCUGUACCAACUUCUACCUGGACAUGGUGAGCACCACAGGGGGCGCUGUAGCCUGGGCCUUCCUCAAACCCAUGCUCCUGGGACAGGUCCUGUAUUACCCAGACACCCCGCUGACCAGAGAAAUCGUCCAAAAGUCGAACACGACGCUGCAGCAGUUCGGGGAUCUGCGCCUGUACUCGGAGGAGUGGUUACGUUCAUCCUCCUACCUCAUGCAGUCGGCUCAGCUCCUCAACAAAUCGCUGCCCAUCCUGAAGAACUCCCUGCGCAGUCCGUUCGUCCAGAACUUCAUACAGGAGCAGACCGGCAUUAACGUCACCCAGAUGCAAGGAAUCAUCAACAGUUUCUCGAACAUGACUCAGAUGCUGGAGAAGAACCAGUUCGUGCUGGACCAGAUCACCACGCUUUCCAACCUGAUGAUGAACCUCUCGUCCUGCGUCAACUUCAACCGCUACCGGGGCUACAACUCCACCGAGGAACUGGACAAGCAAGCCGAUAAGCAGGCACAGAACCGCGAGCUCUACGCCAGUCUCAUCUUCAAGCUGCCGGAGGAGUACAACUCGUCCUCCUCCAAACUCCCCCCUAAAGUGGACUACACCAUCCGCAUGCACAUCGACAACGCCAUGCGGACCGACCGCGCCCGGAACCCCUUCUGGGUGAAGGCCACGUACAUCUCUCCCACCAAGACCCAGCGCUACAACAGAGGGUUCAUCUACCUGCAGGAGAGCAUCGAGAGGGCCAUCAUCCAGAUGCAGACCGGAACCGAGGUCCAGGAACCGGCCGUGCAGAUCCAGGCCUUCCCGUACCCCUGCUUCUACAAGGACGAUUACCUGAACAGCAUCACCUUCGCCUUCCCUCUGGUCCUCAUGAUCAGCUGGGUGCUCUUCGUAGCCAACUUCGUGAAGAAGCUCGUCCACGAGCGAGAGCUGCGCCUGCAUGAGUACAUGAAGAUGAUGGGCGUCAAUCCCUUCAGCCAUUUCCUGGCCUGGUUCAUCGAGAGCGCCGUCUUCCUCAUCAUCACCGUCAUACUGCUCACCAUCAUCCUAAAGGAGGGCGGGGUGCUUCCCAAAAGCGACGGCUUCGUGCUCUUCCUCUACCUGAGCGACUACGGCCUGAGCAUCCUGGCCAUCAGCUUCCUGGCCAGCUCCUUCUUCGACAAGACCAACAUCGCCGGGCUGAGCGGCAGCCUGAUCUACGUCAUCUGCUUCUUCCCCUUCAUUGUGGUCAUGUGUCUGGAGGAGAACCUGCCCUUCUACGUCAAGAGUCUGCUGAGUCUGUUCUCUCCAACCUGCUUCAGUUACGCCAGUCAGUACGUGACCCGCUACGAGAAACAGGAGGAAGGUAUCCAGUGGAGCAACAUGUACUCGUCUCCUGUCGCCGGAGACACGGCGUCCUUCGGCUGGCUCUGCUGGCUUCUCCUCAUCGACUCCUUCAUCUACUUCGUACUGGGUGCUUACAUCCGCAUGGUCUUCCCAGGGAAUUAUGGCAUCGCCGCUCCGUGGUACUUUCCUUUCCAGCCGUCGUUCUGGGCGGACAUGUUCGGCUGCUGCAACAGAGGGUCGAAAGACGCCAAACGAGGACUUCUGUUCUCCAACGUCAUGCAGGAGAGCCAAAGAAACGGCAAAGACCAGGGCAAAGGUAAAGAUGAUUUCUUCUCUCACAGCGAGGUGGAGGAUGUCCUAGAUCUUCCGGUUGGCGUCUCGCUGCACGGCCUGACCAAGGUCUACGGCAGCAGGAAGGCCGUCGAUAACCUGAACCUGAAGUUCUACGAGGGUCACGUGACUGCGCUGCUCGGCCACAACGGGGCUGGAAAAACCACCACCAUGUCUCUCCUUACCGGACUGUUCGCCCCGUCGUUCGGUACCAUCAAGGUCUACGGCAAGGACAUGCGGGCGUCCACCGAGGACGUGCGCAAGGAGCUGGGCGUGUGCAUGCAGUACGACGUCCACUUUGACCAUCUGACCACCGAGGAGCAUCUGCUGCUGUACGGCCAGAUCAAAGCCCCCCACUGGAGCAAGCAGGAAUUGCAGCAGGAAGUCCGCAAGAUCCUGGAGGAGACGGGCAUGUACACCCACCGCCACAAGCGUGUGGGCACGCUCUCCGGUGGCAUGAAGAGGAAGCUCUCGAUUUCCAUCGCCUUCAUCGGUGGCUCUCGGCUGGUGGUCCUGGACGAGCCCACCACCGGUGUGGAUCCCUGCUCACGCCGCAGCAUCUGGGACAUCGUUCUGCAGCAGAAGAAUGACCGCACCAUCAUCCUGUCCACCCACCACCUGGAUGAAGCCGAGGUCCUGAGCGACCGCAUCGCUUUCCUGGAGCGCGGAGGCCUGAAAUGCUGCGGAUCUCCCUUCUACCUGAAGGACAAGCUGGCACAGGGCUACAACCUCACCCUCACCAAGAAGGUCCUGCCUCCCGACUCGGACGACAAGUUCGACAUCGAGCAGAUCAGAUCCUUCAUCCACGCCUACCUGCCCGAGGCUCGGCUGAAGGACGGAGAAGUGGGAGACAUCGGGUUCCAUCUUCCUGCCUACAACUCCCAGAAUGCAUCAGCCUACCGCUCACUGCUCGGCAGCCUGGACCAGAACCUGGACAAGCUGCAGCUCGGCUGUUACGGCAUCUCGGACACCACGCUGGAGGAGGUUUUCCUCCAGUUGACGAGGGAUGAUCUGGAGGCUCCAGAGGAGCGACCCAACACCGUACCCGAAGUGAUUCUGAACCCCGCCGCUUCCACAGACAGCCUGAACGACGACGACGACUUCACCUCCGGCGGGUUCUCCGAAGAGAAAACCAGUCUGACCGGGAACUCCACAGUCAGUGGUUUCAAGCUGUUGGUCCAGCAGGUUCUGGCCAUGCUCCUGAAGCGUAUCCAUCACUCCAGGAGAGACUGGAAGGGUCUGAUCUCACAGGUUCUGCUCCCCGUGGUGUUCGUCAUCGCCGCCAUGGGUCUGGGUUCCAUCAAAAGUAACCUGGAGUUCUUCCCUGAGCUGGAGCUCUCGCCCGCGCUCUACAACUCCGGAAAACAAUACGCCUUCUUCAGUAACCAGAAUCCCAACUCCAGUUACCUGGUGGAUGCCAUGAUGUCAUAUCCAGGACUGGACCACUUCUGCAUGGACAAACCCAACAACGACAUCUGUCGGAGGAGAGAGACGACGGUAACAGGCGAUUGGGCCCCGGACCUCAGUCAGGGGUCGUUAAUGACCGGCGAGUGUAACUGCAGCGACUUUUCACAGACGUGCCCGAAGUCUGGCAUCAAACCCUCCUAUAAAACCAACCCCUCGUCCCAGAUCGUCUACAACCUGAGCAAAGUGGACAUCGAGAGAUACCUGCUGACCACCGCCAACGAUUUUGUCCGAGACAGGUACGGAGGCUGGUCCUUCGGGGACCCCCUGCCCAGGGAUCUACAGAUGGACGUUCUGGAGGUGCCCAGUAACAGGACGUUAACCAAGGUCUGGUAUAAUCCAGAAGGGCAUCACACCAUGCCCGCCUACCUCAACAGCCUGAACAACUUCAUCCUGCGCUCCAGACUGCCUGCGGACAAACACCCAGAGAAAUACGCCAUCUCCCUGUCUAGCCAUCCCUACCCCGGUGAGGUGGAAGAAGAGGACGCCAUACUGCGCAACAUGGUGAACGUCCUGGUGGCGCUGUGCAUCCUCACCGGCUUCUCCAUCAUGACCGCCAGCUUCGUGAUUUACGAGGUCCAGGAGCAUCACAGCGGCUCCAAGAGGCUCCAGCACAUCUCGGGGAUCAGCGAGCCCUUCUACUGGAUCGUCAACUUCUUCUACGACAUGGCUCUGUACAUGGUUCCUGUGCUGUGCUCCGUCAUCGUGAUCGCCGCCUUCCAGCUUCCUGCGUUCACUGAGCGGCUGAACCUGGGCGCGGUCACUCUGCUGCUCGUGCUCUUCGGGUUCGCUAGCUUCCCCUGGAUGUACCUGGUGUCCGCCAUGUUCAAGGACCCGGAGAUGGCCUUCAUCAGCUACGUGUGCAUCAACCUCUUCAUCAGCAUGAACACCAUCAUCUCCACCGCCAUCAUCUACUUCCUGGGUCAGGCCAACCAGGACGAUCAGCACAUCCAGUCGGUGUACCACACCAUGAGCCAGGUCUUCCUGAUCUUCCCUCAAUUCUGCUUCGGGAACGGGCUGAUGGAGCUGGCGCGGGUGGACCUGCAGGUCCAGAUCCUGAGCAUGUACGGCGUGGACGCCUACAAGAACCCGUUCAGCAUGGACGUCCUGGGCUGGAUGUUCAUCUCGCUCUUCCUGCAGGGCUCCGUCUGCUUCCUGCUGCGGCUGCUGCUCAACAAGUGGCUGAUACGCAAAUUCUGGCGUCUCGUGUGCCGGACGAAGUCAUCACCUCGGACGGAAGGCUCGUGGGCUCAGGACAUGGACGAGGACGUCAUAGCCGAAUCCCGGCGCGUGGACGGCGGUGGCGCCGGGUCGGACCUGCUGCAGGUCAGCCAGCUCUCCAAGGUCUACCGGCAACUGAACCGCAGGGUGCAGGCCGUCAAGAAGCUGUCCUUCGGGAUACCAGCGGGAGAGUGCUUCGGAUUGCUGGGAGUGAACGGAGCGGGAAAAACCACCACCUUCAAGAUGCUGACCGGAGACAUCAGUCCGACACACGGGUCAGCCCAGCUCAACAGCAGAGACGGGAGGAUCGUGGACAUCAUGGACUGCAGGACUGAGGGUAUAAAUAUCGGCUACUGCCCCCAGGUGGACGCUCUGGACGAGCUGCUGACGGGAGAGGAGCAUCUUUACUUCUACGCCCGGAUCAGAGGCAUCGCUAAGAGGGAGAUCGACCAGGUGGUGAACUACCUGCUGAAGAAACUGGAGCUGAACUACCACAGGAACGUCAUCAGCGAGCGCUACAGCUGCGGAACACGCCGGAAGCUCUCCACCGCGCUCGCUCUGAUCGGACAGCCACAGAUCCUGCUCCUGGACGAGCCGAGCUCUGGGAUGGACCCUCGCUCCAAACGCCACCUCUGGAAGAUCAUCUCGGAGGAGGUGAUGGGAAAAUGUGCCGUGGUUCUGACGUCACACAGUAUGGAGGAGUGUGAGGCUCUGUGCACCCGCCUGGCCAUCAUGGUACAGGGUCAGUUCAGAUGCCUGGGCUCCCUGCAGCACAUCAAGAACAGGUUUGGCAGCGGCUUCACCGUGAAGAUGUACCUGACGUCGCCCUCGUGCAGCGUGGAGGCCAUCAGCAGGUUCAUGGAGCAGCAUUUCCCAAGCACCUGCCUCAAGGAUCAUCACUCGUCCAUGUUGGAGUACCACGUCCCCGUCGCUCCCGGCGGCGUCGCCGACAUCUUCGACCAACUGGAAUCGAACAAAGCCGCGCUGCAGAUCAAACACUUCUCCGUCAGUCAGACCACACUGGAUGAGGUCUUCAUUAAUUUUGCUAUGGGGAAGAUUGAUGGAGAGACACAGGAUGGCAGAGACGUCUGACGCCGAACGCCCGGACACAUCCCGGACACCUCCUCCACCUCCUCCACCUCCUCCACCUCCUCCACAUCCUCCACCUCCUCCACCUCCUCCACAUCCUCCACCUCCUCCACCGUGGAUCCAUGAACCUCUGCCGUCUUGCACGUACCGACACUGAAAUGCUAAACACAAAAUGAAGGGAACGAAUGGAACGUCGUGUUGAAAUGUAAACCGGUGAAGACUUGGUACUGAUGCUGUCAUUUUUAUUCAUUCAUUUUAAUUUAAUUAGUUCCGUUUCUGUUUACGUUUUCCCUGUUUCUGGAAUGAUGAGAUAUAUUAGGCACUCUGUGAGAACGUGAUCUGCUUCUGUGAUUCUGUAUGUUUAUUCUCAGUCCGUCAUGUAUAAAGAACAAAAAAUAAUCGGAAGAAAUCAGGAACCUGUUCUCAUGAAGCCAAAUGUACGACUUUGCCAUGAGGCGUAAUUCUCUGUUACCUGUUUAGUUUUAUUAAAUUAUCUAUGCAAAUCUUGAUUAUGAUAUAAACUAUGAAGAUGAACAAUAAAGUUAGAUUACUGCA